Amyelois transitella is the source of this 2235-nucleotide messenger RNA. RefSeq names its product conserved oligomeric Golgi complex subunit 2 (gene Cog2). NCBI's taxonomy places the organism in Eukaryota, Metazoa, Arthropoda, Insecta, Lepidoptera, Pyralidae. Gene Ontology annotation, cellular component: COG complex; membrane. The coding region runs from base 126 to 2204 and encodes 692 amino acids. The transcript is spliced from 6 exons. Gene Ontology annotation, biological process: intra-Golgi vesicle-mediated transport; protein transport; Golgi organization. The record is from RefSeq and is a predicted model, not a curated record.
GAAAAGUGUCAAAAUGAUUGCCGUGCCGACGAAAGGGCACUAUUUAUUUAAAUAAUUUCAAUAUCAUUAAAAAGAUUUCUCUCAACGAUGGUGCCUUUAUAAUAUAGUGUUGAUUGGCCGCUGCUAUGGAAAAAGACUCUGUGGAGUUUACACUGCCGCCAGCCCCUCGGGGACUGUGCUUCGAUAGGAAUGAUUUCGUCAAGACAAACUUUUCUGUCGACAAUUUCCUGGACGAGCAUCAGAACGCGGCCUCCUUAGAGACAAUGAGGGAUGAUCUAGGAAUGUACCUGAAGGUCCUAAGGCUGGCUAUGAUAGAGCUUAUAAACAAGGACUAUGCUAAUUUUGUCAAUUUAUGUGCCACAUUAAUCGGAUUUGAUAAGGCGAUCGACAAAAUUCAAAUGCCUCUGGAACAAUUGAAUGAAGAACUCUUGAGUGUUCAACAUUGUUUAGAAAAAGCCAUGAAGGAGCUCUCGAUGUGGUUGAACCAAAGGCAUGGACUACAAAAGAAAAAGCAACUCCUCAAAUAUUAUAGCCAAACUGUCAAUUGCAUAAAAACUUUAGAAAAUAUCUUGCAAAAUAUAUCUGAUAAGAAGAUUCUAGAACAGGUUGCGUUAACAGACCGAGCUGCCAUGCAAUAUAAUCAGCUAAAGUUCAGCAUAGCUAAGUGUGAAAGUUUGACCAAACCGGAGCAAAAAGACCAAUUCAACGAUAUAGGCGGCAAACUAGUACAGACCUUAAAUAAAUUGCUGUUUCAAUUUUGGAAUGACAAUGACGGAGAGAACCUUCUUAAAAUAUUAGUAACACUAGCGUCACUUGACCGCAUUCCUGAAACUGAAAUGCUUAUAAGAAAGCAGGCUGUGGCACCAUUAUUGCAGGAUAUAAUCAGUGAAUCUUCUCUCCAGAGGAGUCCUGAGGGCCUUGAGGGGAUCUACAAUAGAAUUUUGUCACUUUUAGACACCAAUCUCAAACUACUUCUUACUGUAACUGCACAUUCCAAGCUGACAUUUCUUAUGAGGAAAUAUAGAUUUUUAGUCAACUGCUUCUGGUGCGAAGUAGAGUCUAGACUUGAAGUAAAUUUGUCUUCUAUUUUUGCUCCUGGCAACCCUCAGAUUUUUUACAAGAGAUACAACGAGAGCAUGCAUUUCAUAAGGAAGCUAGAAGAGUAUUGUACUGAUGAGGCAACAGUGACGUUAAUGCACGAGACAGCAGAAUACAAAAGUUUUCUAAGGAGGUGGAAUCUACCUGUUUACUUCCAGAUACGAUUUCAGGAAAUUGCUGGAAAAUAUGAAGUGUCACUACAUAACAAUCCCACAAUUGAAAAUAGCAACAGUUUUAUAUUGAAAGAGACCCAGGCUUGUUGGAGGGCCCUCCAAGAGUGCUGGGCGGAAGGCGUGUAUAUAGAUGCUCUUGCGCACAAAUUUUGGAAGCUGUCUCUCCAAUUACUGUCGAGAUAUGCACAUUGGGCCAGUGUAUUUUGUGUGCAGAGAAAUGAUUCUCCAAAGAUCGAGCCUAUGAGUGUAAAUAAGAUUUUAAUUAGCAACAGUAUUAGCAUCUAUUUAGACAUACAAUCGUUACAGCAACGAUUACCACAAUUCCUGUCUCUUGUUGAGUCAAAGAUAAGCACCCAAGCUAUAGCAAUUUUAAAGCCCAGUUUGCUCCAUUCAGAAAAUGCAUUGCUAGCUACGAAAGAUAAAAUCAAAGAGUGUAUUGUAAAUGAAAUGUCUGAUUAUUGCAAGGUACAGUUGAAACAAGUGAGUGAUAUACCAAGAUUGUACCGAAAGACCAACAGGAGUGUACCGACUAAGCCAUGUGCCUAUAUCGAUGUAGUGUCAAAUGCAAUACAAGAGUUUAACGAAGACGCUUCUAAGAAGUUAGAUAAUGCGUUUUUGGUUGGAUUGUAUGAAGCGCUUUUUAAUGUUAUGACUGUUUCAUAUUACAAAUACGUGGAAGAUGUACUGACAUCCGUGCAGAAAACUGAAGACUCGCUUAGAAGACUGAAGCAGAUCAGGGAGAAGAUGUCACAACAAAGCACGGACUCCAACACCGUCACAGACGGAGACAAGAUCAGGCUCCAAGUUAACGUGGACGUGGUCUCCUAUGGGAAAAUAGCCGAAAGCCUAAUGGUCAAUGUAAAUUGUGUGCACCAGUUCCCAGAACUAUUAUAUAUGGUAAAGGAAAGUGUAAAAAAUAUAGAUAUUAAAUGAUAUGCCCAGUUAUACAGCAAUAUUUGUUUUC